Messenger RNA from Solanum verrucosum, 627 nucleotides. RefSeq lists its product as uncharacterized. Bases 1 to 627 code for a protein of 208 amino acids. NCBI's taxonomy places the organism in Eukaryota, Viridiplantae, Streptophyta, Magnoliopsida, Solanales, Solanaceae. The record is from RefSeq and is a predicted model, not a curated record. The transcript has 2 exons.
AUGGAAUCCUUAAAUUUCCACAACAUCAAAUUGGAGAAAGCAAAUGCUAAGUUAAGAUACAAAAAGCGUCAAAGAGUGACAAUGUUCAUCGUUUUCUGCAUAUUUUUCACCAUAAUCUCAAGAUUUUCCAUUCAAUUGCCACUCUCGACAGAUUAUGUCAAGGGAUUUGGUGUCACCCUCAUUAGUCCUCGAUUCGUCUUUGUUCUUGUAAACAUAAUUGUCAUCAUCCUCUUCUUCAAAUCAGGACAUUCAUCUGCCGCGGACAACGUUAAAUUCGAUGAGUACAAGCAAAAAUAUUCGAUAAAUUGUGAACAGAGCAUUUUGGUUGAAGAGACUAAUUGUGAACAGAGCAUUGUAGCAGAAAGGCGAUUAGAAAAGAGAAUUCAUCGUAGUCAUUCGGAAAACUCCUUACGUUUGGCUCAUGAUGAGAAAAAAACUAGAAAAAGAAUGAUGAGGUCAGCUACAGUUGGUUGCUUGAAAAAUAUAGGCACUGACAGUGUAAAACCAGCGAUGACAACAACAACCUCGGAUGGGCUGAGCAGUGUCGAAUUCAGGAAAACUGUUGAGGCAUUUAUUGCAAGACAACAAAGAUUAUUGAAGGAAGAAGAGUUUUCAAUUUCAACAUAA